This is a messenger RNA of Staurois parvus, 873 nucleotides long. Lineage: Eukaryota; Metazoa; Chordata; Amphibia; Anura; Ranidae. The record is from the annotation of a GenBank genome assembly.
CCUAAAGGUCCAGCAGUCUCUGGUCAUCCCUGUACUGUCCGCAGUCUCUGGUCAUCCCCUGUACUAUCCGCAGUCUCUGGUCAUCCCUGUACUGUCCGCAGUCUCUGGUCCAUCUCCUGUACUAUGUCCGCAGUCUCUGGUCCAUCUCCUGUACUGUGCCCGCAGUCUCUGGUCAUGUCCUGUACUAUGCCCCGCAGUCUCUGGUCCAUCUCCUGUACUGUGUCCGCAGUCUCUGGUCCAUCUCCUGUACUGUGUCCGCAUGUCUCUGGUCCAUAUCCUGUACUGUGUCCGCAGUCUCUGGUCCAUAUCCUGUACUGUGCCCGCAGUCUCUGGUCCAUAUCCUGUACUGUGUCCACAGUCUCUGGUCAUCUCCUGUACUGUGUCCACAGUCUCUGGUCAUCUCCUGUACUGUGUCCGCAAUCUCUGGUCAUCACCUGUACUGUGUCCGCAGUCUCUGGUCCGUCUCCUGUACUGUGUCCGCAGUCUCUGGUCCGUCUCCUGUACUGUGUCCGCAGUCUCUGGUCCGUCUCCUGUACUGUGUCCGCAGUCUCUGGUCCGUCUCCUGUACUGUGUCCGCAGUCUCUGGUCCGUCUCCUGUACUGUGUCCGCAGUCUCUGGUCCGUCUCCUGUACUGUGUCCGCAGUCUCUGGUCCGUCUCCUGUACUGUGUCCGCAGUGUCUGGUCCGUCUCCUGUACUGUGUCCGCAGUCUCUGGUCCAUCUCCUGUACUGUGUCCGCAGUCUCUGGUCCGUCUCCUGUACUGUGUCCGCAGUCUCUGGUCCGUCUCCUGUACUGUGUCCGCAGUCUCUUGUCCGUCUCCUGUACUGUGUCCGCAGUCUCUUGUCCGUCUCCUGUACUGUGUCCGCAGUCUCUU